AUGGCAACGAAGCGCGGGUCGGUCUCGUCGACCGCGCUCCUGCUGAGCCAGCACAGCGACAUCAUGUACGACGUCGGCACGUCCAUGAGCAACGGCAAGCGCCUCGCGCUGCGCUUUGACCCGAACGGCAACGCCACGUACGAAGAGGUCGCGCGCGCCGAUGUCCUCAAGCUCGUCCAAGCCGCCGCCAGCCCCGUGCUGCGCGACAGUGCGUCCGUCGACAUUCCGAACAUUCAUAUGCGGGACUUGCGCAAGCUGGACAACGUGUUUGCGGUCUCGAACGAGCCGUCGCUGACGCUGCGUCAGCAAGCCGUGCUCGUCAACGCCGACCCCGUGCGCGCCGUGAUCAUGCGCGAUAGCUGCCUCGUCUUCUUACCGGACGGCGCCGACAGCCUCGUGUCGCUGUUGAAGACUUGCUUUACGGACCAAAUUGUGUACUCGCAGAGCUUAUCGUUUGAAUUCGCCGCACUCGAGGCGAUCCUCCAGACUAUCUGCAAGGUGCUUACAAACGACGUCGAGAAGGUGCUACCGGUCGCCAAAAUCUCGGUCGACCGCAUGGCCCACGGCGAGCUCCCGAUGGACGACAUGGAAGCGCUGCGUUCGCUCAAGAACUCGAUGCACGAGCUCGAGACGCAGAUCAGCGGUAUGCGACGCAUGCUUAUGGAGAUUCUAGAGAACGACGAAGACUUGCACAUGCUGUAUCUGACCAAGAUCUUUUCGGAGCCGGCCGUGGCGUCGGACCUCCUCAGCUUUGACACGGAAGACGCCGAGUCGCUUCUGGAAGUCUACUUGCAGGACAUUUACGCAACCCAAACCCGCGUGUCGCUCAUGCUCAACAACAUUCAAAACACCGAGUCGAUGGUCAUGCUGCGACUGGACACGAAGCGAAACUACCUCUUGACGGUCGACUUGACGCUGACCCUGUGGACGACGAUGCUCACAAUCCCGACUUUUAUCGCCGGCGCAUUUGGCAUGAACCUCAACUCGACGGUAGACCAGACGCCGUACCUCUUUUGGAUCGUCUUUGGCGUCUGCCUCAUCCUUCCACUCGUUGGCGUCGGCGUUGUGCAGACGUACCUCCAGCGACGCGGCAUCAAUAUGAGCUGGAAGUCGGCAUAA
Messenger RNA from Saprolegnia parasitica CBS 223.65, 1119 nucleotides. RefSeq lists its product as hypothetical. The transcript has 9 exons. The record is from RefSeq and is a predicted model, not a curated record. Bases 1 to 1119 code for a protein of 372 amino acids. Gene Ontology annotation, biological process: transmembrane transport; magnesium ion transport. Gene Ontology annotation, molecular function: magnesium ion transmembrane transporter activity. Lineage: Eukaryota; Oomycota; Saprolegniomycetes; Saprolegniales; Saprolegniaceae. Gene Ontology annotation, cellular component: membrane.